GGGUAUCAUUCUGCCACCCAGGCUGGAGUGCAGUGGUGUGAUCACAGCUCACUGCAGCCUCGACCUCCUGGGCUCAAGUAAUCCUCCUGCCUUGGCCACCCAAAGUGCUGGGAUUACAGGCAUGAGCCACCAUGCCCCACCAGGAUUCACUUCUUCUGCAUACUCUGGUGGUGUUUAUUGUAUCUUUACAUUUUAUUUAGCAAAGAAUGUUAAAAGCGCCAUGUUAUAAGCACACUCCUACCCUCCAAGCAGAAUGUAAAGGGUAUGUAUUUAUAUAUUUUAAGUGGUCCCACAGCAAUUUGUACAGUUAUAGCAGUUCACAACUAUACUCAGUUAUGUUUGCUUCUCUCCUUCUCAAUAGUCUGUGAGGUUCCUUCAGGUUUGGAACUAUCUUUUAUUAAUCUUUACAUCUCCAGCACCUAGCGCAGGGCUUAGCAACAAUUUUUGUUGAAAGAAAGUAUAUACGCUGUAAUAAAGGGCAGUGGAAAGAAAAUAUGUGAGUUAUCAACACCAGAUAGAGAAGCCUUGUCUGAUUCCUGUGAAAUAUAUUCAUUUCCCUUAGGAAAAAAAACAAUUCUAACCCUAUUGCUGUGUAACUUAGCUUCUUGACUUCGAACGGUAUUUUAAGGCUUUGAGGAGCUGGAGCAAUGUAUACUCACUAGAGGCAAAGUGCCUGGUAAGUGGUCUGGUAUUGAUCAGCAAUGAUCAGUAAGUACUGGGAAGUGCGUUUUCGGGGCCUGAGACUUGCAAGCUGGUGACAGACCGAUCCAGCUUCCGGUGGACCCGGGCGGGGGCACUGAUCAACCCACUUGAGCAGUGGGAUCAAGGUCUUCAGCCUUAGCAGGGGGAGCCUCUGCCCGGCCCCCUUCGUUCCCGAGCCCCUCAGUCAGCGUCUCCUCCCAAGAGGGUCCCCUCCACCCAGAAUGUCCUCUCCUGGGGGAGACCACUCUGUCUGCGGGCCCCCUCCCACAGGAGGGCCCCUCUUCCUCAAGGUGAACCUCUGUCCCCGAUACCCGCUCCCAAGACCGAGACCUUGCUACGGCCCCACCCUCCACAGGCCCCUUACCCCCCGGAUCCCCUCCCCUGGGGGAGACCCCUCUGUCCGCGGGCCCCCUCCUAUAGGACGCGCCCCUCUUUCUCAGGGUGAACCUCUGGUUCCCGAUACCCGCUCCCAAGACCGAGACCCUGUUACGGCCACAUCAACACAGGUCCCCCUCCCCCCGGCGUCCCUUCCCCUCGGAGGAGCCCCGUCUGCGACGCUUCCGACUCCAUCACCCCCAGCAUCCCUCCCCGCUCUCACUCAGAACUUCCGCCGCGCCCCCUCCCCUCAGGCGGGACUUCCGCCGGCGCCCCCUCCCCCGCGGCGCCGUCUCCUCCUCCCGCCUGAGGCGAGUCAGGGCUCAGCCUAGAGCUCUCCGGCCGCGGCGCAGCUUCAGGGCAGCGCGGGCUGCAGCGGCGGCGGCGGUUAGGGCUGUGUAGGGCGAGGCCUCCCCCUUCCUCCUCGCCAUCCUACUCCUCCCUCCUCGCCAUCCUCCCCCUUCGUCCUCCUCGCCUUCCUCCUCCUCGUCAGGCUCGGCCCAGCUGUGAGCGGCAAGAUGGCGGCGCCCAGGCCGCCGCCUGCCAGGCUGUCGGGCGUCAUGGUGCCGGCGCCCAUCCAAGACCUGGAGGCCCUGCGCGCGCUCACGGCGCUCUUCAAAGAGCAGCGGAACCGAGAAACAGCACCCAGGACUAUCUUCCAAAGAGUUCUGGAUAUCCUAAAGAAAUCUUCUCAUGCUGUUGAGCUUGCCUGCAGAGAUCCAUCCCAAGUGGAAAACCUGGCUUCCAGUCUGCAGUUAAUAACAGAAUGCUUCAGGUGUCUUCGCAAUGCUUGCAUAGAGUGUUCUGUCAACCAGAAUUCAAUCAGGAACUUGGAUACGAUUGGUGUUGCUGUUGAUUUGAUUCUUCUGUUUCGUGAACUGCGAGUGGAACAGGAAUCUCUGUUGACAGCUUUUCGCUGUGGUCUGCAGUUUUUAGGCAACAUUGCCUCACGGAAUGAAGAUUCCCAGUCUAUUGUUUGGGUGCAUGCUUUCCCAGAACUGUUUUUGUCUUGCUUAAAUCAUCCGGACAAAAAAAUUGUUGCCUACUCUUCAAUGAUUUUGUUUACAUCCCUUAAUCAUGAAAGAAUGAAAGAACUGGAGGAAAACCUCAAUAUUGCAAUUGAUGUCAUAGAUGCUUACCAAAAACAUCCUGAAUCAGAAUGGCCGUUCUUGAUUAUUACAGACCUCUUUCUGAAAAGCCCGGAAUUGGUACAAGCCAUGUUUCCCAAACUGAACAAUCAAGAAAGAGUUACACUGUUAGACCUUAUGAUAGCCAAGAUAACCAGUGAUGAGCCACUCACCAAGGAUGACAUCCCUGUGUUUUUGCGGCAUGCUGAGUUGAUUGCAAGCACCUUUGUGGAUCAGUGCAAGACUGUGCUCAAGCUGGCCUCUGAGGAGCCUCCUGAUGAUGAGGAGGCACUGGCUACAAUUAGGCUUCUCGACGUCCUGUGCGAAAUGACUGCGAAUACUGAGCUGCUCGGCUAUCUGCAGGUUUUCCCUGGCUUGCUGGAAAGAGUGAUUGAUCUUUUACGGGUGAUUCAUGUAGCUGGAAAAGAAACCACAGACAUCUUCAGUAAUUGUGGUUGCGUGAGAGCAGAAGGUGACAUCUCCAAUGUGGCCGAUGGGUUUAAGUCUCAUCUCAUUCGUCUGAUUGGAAAUCUGUGUUACAAGAAUAAAGAUAACCAAGACAAGGUAAAUGAGCUGGAUGGUAUCCCGUUGAUCCUGGACAACUGCAACAUCAGUGACAGUAACCCCUGUAUCCUUGCAUGUGAAUUACCAUGCACAAGUUUACAGCCGGGGCCCUUAGCAAAACAAGUCCCUUGCCUCAUGUUCAUUCAUGCCACCAUCCAGUCCACACUUGCAUCAUUGCUGGCCCUGAACUUUGGCAGUGACUUCCUAACUCAUCUUUCAGUUUCUGCUCCUGCUGGGUCCAGCAUUCCCCAGGCACACCUACGUUUUUGUUUCCGAGAAGGAUCUCAGUUCCUGCGUGAAGGCAGUCGUCCAAGCACAUCUCUGCUUGUGCUCCUCCUGGGCUUGGUCAUCCUCAUGCUUCACACCCAGCGUUCUGUGUCUUUUCUCUCAAGUCCCAGCUGAGAUAGGCCACCCGCUCCGAUCCCUGCCAAAACUUGUUCUGUUCCUUCAGCUCAUCACAGGUUAUUGUUAAAUAUGUGUGCAUUUAUGUCUGGAUUACCCGCUGGAUUGCUUCCUAAGGGCAGGGAUCAAGUUUUCUGUGUUUCACCUCAAUAUAAAUAUACCAUUGUCUUGCAUGUAGUAGAUAACCAAAAAAUAUUUCUUAGAUAGAUACCUGAAUGGGAAAAGGAAUGAACAAAUAAAUGAGCAAAGAGCAGCU
Messenger RNA from Gorilla gorilla gorilla (western lowland gorilla), 3426 nucleotides. RefSeq names its product ataxin 10 (gene ATXN10). The record is from RefSeq and is a predicted model, not a curated record. Bases 1596 to 3170 code for a protein of 524 amino acids. Gene Ontology annotation, cellular component: cytosol. Lineage: Eukaryota; Metazoa; Chordata; Mammalia; Primates; Hominidae. Gene Ontology annotation, biological process: neuron projection development. The transcript is spliced from 12 exons.